Alternaria arborescens is the source of this 2475-nucleotide messenger RNA. RefSeq names its product Elongation factor 2. Gene Ontology annotation, molecular function: ribosome binding; translation elongation factor activity; GTP binding. Lineage: Eukaryota; Fungi; Ascomycota; Dothideomycetes; Pleosporales; Pleosporaceae. The coding region runs from base 1 to 2475 and encodes 824 amino acids. The record is from RefSeq and is a predicted model, not a curated record. Gene Ontology annotation, biological process: translational elongation. Gene Ontology annotation, cellular component: ribonucleoprotein complex; cytosol. The transcript has 7 exons.
AUGGUCAACUUCACCGUCGAGGAGAUCCGUGGUCUCAUGGACGACCCUAAGAACAUUAGGAACAUGUCCGUUAUUGCCCACGUCGAUCACGGAAAGUCCACCCUCACCGACUCGCUCGUCCAGCGUGCCGGUAUUAUCUCGGCCGCCAAGGCUGGUGAGGCUCGUUUCACCGAUACCCGAGCUGACGAGCAGGAGCGUGGUGUCACUAUCAAGUCGACUGCCAUCUCCCUGUACGCCCAGCUCAAGGACGAGGAGGACCUCAAGGACAUCCCCGUCCCCACCACCAAGAACGACUUCUUGAUCAACUUGAUCGACUCGCCCGGUCACGUUGACUUCUCAUCUGAGGUCACUGCUGCUCUCCGUGUCACCGAUGGUGCGCUCGUUGUCGUUGACACCAUUGAGGGUGUCUGUGUCCAGACCGAGACUGUCCUGCGUCAGGCUCUUGGUGAGCGUAUCAAGCCCGUUGUCAUCAUCAACAAGGUCGACCGUGCUCUUCUUGAGCUCCAGCUCUCCAAGGAGGAUCUGUACCAGAACUUCUCCCGUGUCAUUGAGUCCGUCAACGUCGUCAUCGCCACCUACUUCGACAAGACUCUUGGUGACGUCCAGGUCUACCCCGAGAAGGGUACCAUCGCCUUCGGUUCCGGUCUUCACGGCUGGGCUUUCACCAUCCGUCAGUUCGCCACCCGCUACGCUAAGAAGUUCGGUGUCGACAAGAACAAGAUGAUGGAGCGUCUCUGGGGUGACAGCUACUUCAACCCCAAGACCAAGAAGUGGACCAAGGUCGGCACCCACGAGGGUAAGGCCCUCGAGCGUGCUUUCAACCAGUUCAUCUUGGACCCCAUUUUCCGCAUCUUCCAGGCUGUUAUGAACUUCAAGACCGACGAGAUCCCCACUCUACUCGAGAAGCUUGAGAUUAAGCUCACCUCCGAUGAGAAGGACCUCGAGGGCAAGCAGCUCCUCAAGGUUGUCAUGAGGAAGUUCCUUCCCGCCGCUGACGCUCUCCUCGAGAUGAUGAUUCUCCACCUUCCUUCUCCCGUCACCGCCCAGAGGUACCGUAUGGAGACUCUCUACGAGGGUCCCCACGAUGACGUUAACGCCAUCGGUAUCCGGGACUGUGACCACAACGGUCCUCUCAUGCUUUACGUCUCCAAGAUGGUGCCCACUUCCGACAAGGGUCGUUUCUACGCUUUCGGUCGUGUCUUCUCCGGUCCCGUCCGCUCUGGUCUCAAGGCCAUCCAGCGUACCAUCCUCAUGAUGGGUCGUUUCGUUGAGCCUAUUGACAACGUUCCCGCCGGUAACAUUCUUGGUCUUGUCGGUGUUGACCAGUUCUUGCUCAAGUCUGGUACCCUCACCACCAACGAGACUGCCCACAACCUCAAGGUUAUGAAGUUCUCCGUUUCCCCCGUCGUGCAGCGUUCCGUCGAGGUCAAGAACGCCCAGGAUCUCCCCAAGCUCGUUGAAGGUCUUAAGCGUCUCUCCAAGUCCGACCCUUGCGUCUUGACUUACAUCUCCCCAUCCGGUGAGCACGUUGUUGCUGGUGCCGGUGAGUUGCACUUGGAGAUUUGCUUGAAGGAUCUCGAGGAGGACCACGCCGGUGUUCCUCUCCGUAUCUCCGACCCCGUCGUCCAGUACCGUGAGACUGUCAACGCCACUUCCAGCAUCACCGCGCUGUCCAAGUCGCCCAACAAGCACAACCGUCUCUACCUUACCGCUCAGCCUUUGGACGAGGCCGUCUCCCUGGCCAUUGAGGCUGGCAAGAUCGCUCCUCGUGACGAUAUCAAGCAGCGUGCUCGUAUCCUUGCUGAUGAGCACGGCUGGGAUGUCACAGAUGCCCGUAAGAUUUGGUGCUUCGGUCCCGACACCACCGGUGCCAACUUGCUCGUUGACCAGACCAAGGCCGUCCAGUACCUGAGUGAAAUCAAGGACUCCGUCGUCUCUGGUUUCCAGUGGGCCACCAAGGAAGGUCCCAUUGCUGAGGAGCCCAUGCGCUCUAUCCGCUUCAACAUCAUGGAUGUCACUCUCCACGCUGAUGCCAUUCACCGUGGUGGUGGUCAAAUCAUCCCCACUGCGCGCCGUGUCCUCUACGCCGCCACCCUCCUUGCCGAGCCCACUCUGCUCGAGCCCGUCUACCUCGUCGAGAUCCAGGUUCCCGAGCAAGCCAUGGGUGGUAUCUACGGUGUCCUUACCCGAAGGAGAGGUCACGUCUUCGAGGAGAACCAGCGUGUUGGUACUCCUCUCUUCAACGUCAAGGCUUACCUUCCCGUCAACGAGUCCUUCGGUUUCACUGCCGAUCUCCGUGCCGCCACUGGUGGACAGGCCUUCCCACAACAAGUCUUCGACCAUUGGCAACAUCUUCAGGGUGGCUCGCCACUUGAUGCCACCACCAUGGUUGGUAAGAUCGUGUUCGACAUGCGUAAGCGCAAGGGUAUCAAGACUGAGGUGCCCGACGUCUCCAACUACUACGACAAGCUAUAA